Molecule: messenger RNA, 1049 nt
Organism: Ectocarpus siliculosus
Lineage: Eukaryota; Phaeophyceae; Ectocarpales; Ectocarpaceae
Source: the annotation of a GenBank genome assembly
AUGGGGAUUCGAGCAGCCGCGUGCUCUCUGUUGUUUGCUGCUCGCGCCUCAACUGCUUGCGCUUUCCGGAUCCAAGCAGCGGCGCGGCCGUGCCCUCUCGGAUUCCCAGCAGCAGCAUCCCGCAGAGGAUACAAGAGCACAACAACGGCAAUGUCGGCUCCAGGGGGCAACGAGCUCGUCAUGGACGCCUUCGCGAUGCGACAAUUUACUGACGAGAGCUACACAGGGACCAAGGUGGCCUACGACCCACAGGAGUUCGAGGAUAAGGUGAACGAAAUUUUCAGGGCCGCUGGAGGGAAGCUGGAGGAAGGAUACGCCCCGUUCUGCAAGCACGUGUUCGUUCCUAACUUUGCGGGCGUUAAGACGAGCACGGUCAAGAUCACACCGGAGAACGAAAAGCUGUUGGUCGCUGGAUACGAGGCCCGAACAGCGAAGGAACUACCGAUUCUGUCGCGAUGGUUCGAGUCCGGCACGGUGGAAACGCCAGAGGCGAAAUUCCUCGACAUCAUCUUGUACAGCCGAGAACAGAUCCGUAAGGAAACCGCUGCGAUGGGGAAGGAGAAGGAAGACUCGGAGGCCCCGUGGGGGAUAAUCUCGGUCAAGUCGCAGGACGUGGACCACGAGAUCCCGAUGCAGCCCAUCACCAUGAUGCGCAACGCGCUUGGGAAGGAAGAGGGGGGGUCUGGAGUGCCUUUGGAGCGGGAGAAAUACAUGCAGAGUGUUGAAUUUUGGAGGGAUCACGCCCCUGUAAAAUAGCUUAUUACGGGGCUUUCGUAUACUUAUAACUGCUGAGCGAGCGUGGCUGUUGGAGGAGUUCUUGGAGGAGGCCCCACCACUUAACAUUGGAACCUCUUACCUUUGCCUUAAGGCUCGUUUCUUGCUUCCUCCUUGGGAAAACUCAACAGCGAUGAUAUUGGUAUUGGUAUGGGACUGUUACCUACUGUAGUUCCUCCGUGAGGUGCCCAAACAGUGAUUUUUGUUCCUGUACUGCAUGCAUACAGUAGGAUUCUCAACUGAGUACCUACUCUUCUUAUGGCCAAUUGAGCCUG